GAGGAUGGCCAAAGGUCCAUCUCAUACCUGAAGAAGAAGUUUGUGUACGAUGAGACCAAGGGCAAGUUUGAAAGGCUGCAGUUUGACAUCCAAUCGCCCUUGGAGCACUACCUUGGCUCAGCCGGGCUCACUACCAAGGAGGUGGCUGAGCGUAGGGGCAAGUAUGGUGAAAACAUCUACGACAUCCCUCUGCCGGACUUUUGGGAGCUCUUCCAGGAGCAUGCAGUGGCGCCCUUCUUUGUCUUCCAGCUCUUCUGCGUACUCCUCUGGCUGAUGGAUGAUUACUGGUACUAUUCCUUGCUCACACU
Symbiodinium pilosum is the source of this 308-nucleotide messenger RNA. Lineage: Eukaryota; Dinophyceae; Suessiales; Symbiodiniaceae. The record is from the annotation of a GenBank genome assembly.